Messenger RNA from Chara braunii, 3871 nucleotides. NCBI's taxonomy places the organism in Eukaryota, Viridiplantae, Streptophyta, Charophyceae, Charales, Characeae. The record is from the annotation of a GenBank genome assembly.
CGGAACUUCUGAGCGGAAAUAAGAACGAAAAUCCAGAUGGCAUUAGAUGUAAACUCCAAGACCCUGAAACGGGAUAGAGAGGCAUUUGCGAAGGGACUCGAUACUUACCUUACAGAGGAAGAGGUCCUGACGGAUGAUGGAUCGAAAAUACCACCGAAGAGAACAAGAGGGAAGCGAAAAGCGAAGAAUUACGCAGCACCGGACGACUGGGAAGAAGAAGCACGAGUCAUGUCAAGAGCAGACUACGAGAAGAGCCUGAGAAGGACGACCAGCACGCCAAUGAAGAACCGAUCCGCAGGGAAAGAGAACCCAGCAUCGUGCAAUAAGGGGAACAUGGUGACUAAUAUCCUAGAUACUAGGUCCAAGCUGAUGGUGAAGGAAUGGCCAGAAGUGAAAAAACUUUGCGAGCAUGGACUGGAUAAACUGUUCCCCUGGAGCAUAGCUUAUGAUGAAGUCAGUAGCACGGAAGCGGAGACUCUGAAGGUGAUUAAGAAGGACUUUGUAGAUCUUGGCCUGCACAAGCUAGUUAACUGGAACUCGAAGGGGAGGAUUGGUCAAUCGUACGUUCUGCCCAAGCACAAAGAUUUCGAAAGAUGGAGGCCCAUUGCUCCAGCAUGCAGCGAACUUACUAUGACAUGCAGCAGAAGGAUUGCUAGAGCACUCAAUUUUCUGCUGGAGAAGCUCCCUGGAGCGGAGCAUUUCAAUCUCACUGCGACAGCCUUGCUUAAGCAGAAUCUGAAGAAAGCAGAAAAGAAGCUUCAGCGGUAUGGCAAGGACACGAUGACUAUCUGCGGGGGGGUUGACAUUAAGGAAAUGUUCACAUCCCUCCCGCACUCAGCCGUCAUGGAGGCACUCUCAUGGCUACUGGGAGAAUGGGAGAAGAAAGGAUACCAGAAGAUCACAGUUUGCAAGAGAAGAAAGCAAGUCACGCUUGGGUUGAAAACGUUCGGGAAAGGCCAUGUCAAGUUGUCCUUCAGUUACAUCCGAAGUUUUGGAUCCUUCGAGCUGCAGCACACCUACACUACGUGUAGAGGAAAGUUGUUGAGGCAGGUCAUAGGAGUGCCAAUGGGGAAGAACUUCAGUCCCCCGCUGGCUUGCCUACUUUGUGCAAGGUAUGAAGACGGGUUUCUAAGAUCACUGGGCAGCGAUCAGAAACUCGUCCAUGGGGUGAGAUUCAUGGAUGAUGCGAUGCUGGCAGUUGUCUGCAAUCGAAGAAAGGAAGAGUCCAUCACCAGGGCGGUGGAGAUAAUAACGAAGUUUGGGAGUUGCUAUGGUGAUAAGCUACCUCUGGUCCGCACGGAUGACGGAUCUAACACCAUCGAGUUUGUUGGAUCGAAGCUCACAUCAGUACCUGGGAAGACCUUGCUCCUGCUUGAACCAAACACCAAGAACGUCUUGAGUGUUCAGAUGGGGGAAGUGCAGCAGCGUCUCGUCCACCGCUGCUUUCAGGAUUUUAGCUCUUACUCGGACAAGCGAGCGAAACUGGGAGUGAUAAUCGGUUGUUUGCACCACAUUCAGCAGAUGGUAAACAGCGAGAGUGCCCUGCUCCUACCAGUUUUGGCUCUGAAAUACGAGCUCCUACGCCGGGGUUACCCCCCGGUGUUCUUCUUCAGCGCCCUAGCACGCUUUGCUAAGGGCACCAGCGUUCUCAGGGAGCCUUGGCUAAGGCUGCUUGAGAACCUGGAAUGCGACAGAAGAGACAAAAAGAUUGAAGAAGCGGAACUGCGAACGGUAGCGGCGGUGACAAGGGACCUACGAAGCUUCAAGGCGGAGAUAAGAACCGAAAUCCAAGUAGCGCUGGCGACUAGUUCCAAAAUGCCAAAACGGGAUAGAGAAGCAUUAACUUGCGGGUUGGAUGCUUACCUGAUGGAGGAGGAAGCACUAAAGGAUGAUGGAUUGAAGGUACCAUCAAAGAGAGCAAGGUGGAAGCGAACAACGAAGACCUACGCGGCACUGGACGACUGGGAGGAGGAAGCGAGAGUCAUGUCAAGAGCGGACUACGAGAAGAACUUGAGGAGGAAGACCAGCACGCCGCUGAAGAACGGCUCUGCUGCAAAGGAGAUACCUGUGUCCAACAACAAGGGAAAUAUAGUGCAUAACAUUUUGGAUACUAGAUCGAAGUUGAUGGCCAAAGAAUGGCGAGAAAUCAAGAGGUUAUGUAAAGCAAGGGACAUCACCUAUAUCUCGAAGGAGCAAGGUGUACGCGAGAAAGCGUAUGUUGGUAGGUCCAUUAGAGGGGCAGCGGAGAGAUGGUGGGAGCACGUUAGAUGGGCGGAAUCAGAAAACGCGAGAGACCGUGGGAAAGGAUAUCUGCGGCAACUUUUGGAAAUGCCGUUCAAACGAAAGGAGUUGUCCCUUAUGACUGUGGACAAGCUUAUGCACCUCUACCACUGCGCUGGCUCCUUCAAGGAGAAGGGAAAGAGAAGAUUGAUCAAGGACUUCUUGGGGAAAGCGCAUGGCUUGGACAAGAUGUUUACCUGGAGGAUAGCAUACGACGAAGUUAGCAGCAGCGAAGCAGAAACAUUAAAGGAGAUGAAGCGGGAAUUCGACGAUCGUGGCUUGCACAGGUUGGUAAAUUGGAACGCAAAGGGGAAACUGGGUAACGCCUACGUUCUUCCUAAACACAAGGACCUCGAGCGUUGGCGACUCAUUGCGCCUGCCUGCAGCGAACCCACGAUGACCGGAAGUCGGUGGAUUGCGAGAGCGAUCAAUUAUCUCCUGGAAAAGUUGCCUGGAGCUAGGCACUUCAACCUUACCGCAACGGCCUUGCUCAAAGAAAAUGUGGGAAAAGCAGAGAAGAAACUGCGGCUACGGAGCGAGGAUACGAUGGCGCUGUGCGGAGGGUUUGAUAUCAAAGAGAUGUUCACUUCGCUUCCACAUGCUGCUAUCAUGGAGGCGUUGUCCUGGUUGCUGGGAGAGUGGGAGAAGAAAGGCUGCUGGAAAAUCACAGUGUGUAAAAGGAGAAGGCAAGUCUCCCUUGGCACGAAGCUGUUUAGCAAAGGGAAGGAGGGAUCAGUCGAGAAGGCCCUGGAGAUCUUGGAGAAAUUCACGACUAGCUACGGAGAUAAGCUCUCACUGGUCCGAACAUACGAUGGCUCUAACACCAUCGAGUUCAUUGGAUCAAGAGUUACGACUGCUUCAGAUUACAAAAUGCAGAAGGAAAUGGAGAAAGAGGAGAACAAGAAGGCGGAGGAGGAGAGAAGAAGGAUAGAAGCUGAACGCAGAAAGCAACAAAUGGAAGAGGAGAGGCCGGAUGAGAAGAUUCGAAGGAUGAUGCUGGAGGAGUGCGACCGGAGAGAUGGGAAAAUUGAGGAGGCGGAGCUGAGAACGAUUGCUGCAAUGGCGUUAGCUGUAAACUCCAAGACCCCGAAACGGGAUAGAGAGGCGUUUGUGAACAGACUCGAUACUUACCUUACGAAAGAAGAGGUCUUGACGGAUGAUGGAUCGAAAAUACCACCGAAGAGAGCGAGAGGGAAGCGAAUAGCGAAGAAUUACGCAGCACUGAACGACUGGGAAGAAGAAGCACGAGUCAUGUCAAGAGUGGACUAUGAGAAGAGCCUGAGGCGGAAGACCAGCACACGAAUGAAGAACUGCUCCGCAGGGAAAGAGAACCCAACAUCGUGCAGUAAAGGGAAUAUGGUGAGUAACAUCCUAGAUACUAGGUCCAAGCUGAUGGCAAAGGAAUGGCGAGAAGUGAAGAAGUUUUGCGAGGUGAGAGAUAUUAGCUAUAUCUCUAAAGAGCAAGGUGUACGUGAGCUGCUCAACAGAGCAGCAUGGGGCGAAGAUGUCGAGCUAUUGGACGAGGAUUGGGAAUGUGAAGACAUUCUGGACCAAUGACGGUUUGCGCCCACAACAAAGCUCAUUUGGGCUU